AUGGCGGGUUCGAUGCCCUACCCAGAUUGUCCUGGUGAACCCGAUUGUAUAUUUUGUUUAAGAACCGGCUUGUGUGGCUAUGGGAACAUUUGUAGGUUUAAUCAUCCAACCCACAUUGGUCAGGCCAAUCAACUUCAACUUGGAGGCACGCUUCCAGAAAGAGUUGGAGAACCAGACUGUGUGUAUUUUCCAAAGAUGGGUACUUGCAAAUAUGGAUCAACAUGCAAAUACAAUCAUCCUCGUGAUAGGAGAGGUGUUGGACCAGUGGUGUUAAACAUGGUUGGGUUACCUAUGAGACAGGAAGAAAAAGCUUGUGCACAGGAUCUUGUAAAUUUGGAAUGGCAUGCAAUUUUCAUCAUCCACAGUGAUCAAUGGAUAGAUCUAACAUUCAAUUCCCAUAUUCAUCACAACCACCACCUCUUAUUAAUGGUGGUUCUACAUGGUCAUUACCUAGGGCAACAUAUGUUUCUGAUUUAUUUACCAAUUGUUCUUCCUCAUUCUCAAGGAAUUGGGCCCACACAAGGUUGGAGCACUUACAUGGUAAGGUUAGUUGAUGUAAAUUCUGGGUUUUUGUUUGUGGGUUAUGAAAAGUAUGAUGUCUAA
Molecule: messenger RNA, 603 nt
Organism: Lactuca saligna
Lineage: Eukaryota; Viridiplantae; Streptophyta; Magnoliopsida; Asterales; Asteraceae
Source: the annotation of a GenBank genome assembly